AUGUCAACAACAAGUAUACUUGAUUUACCACAAAUCAUAAUACACCAAAUCUAUAGUUGUAUUGAAAAGGAUGAAGACAGAAUCAACUUAUUUUUCAGUUGUAAGAAAUUGAUGAACAAGAAGUUCUUGGUGUUGAAUGUAUCGUAUAGUCUAGAGUCGUUCAAGUACCAGAGUAUCGUCGAUUGCUGUGUCAAUUUGAAUGUACAGAAUAACCAUUUACGCAAUUUGUUUAGUCUGUUGUACCAUAGCAAAGACACGGUUGCAUCGACCAACACCACUCUACAGUACAUUGAACCGGCUGCAUUAUCGCCUGCCGCCGCUGCAGCUGCCAUCAAGUGGAUGGAAAUGCCAACGUUUACAUUACCACGUCUCAACUAUCUCCGUAUAUUUAAACGUAACAAUCCACCAGAACCAUACCUCACGUCACAACAGAUAGUUGAUUUUGCAAGUUACAUUCCACCAUGUGUCACAACGAUCGUGUUUGAAGUGGAUUUUAUCGAACCUAUUGCCACCAACCUACCCAAUACACUCAAACACAUUAAAUUCUCACUGUGCUACAACCAACGUAUCUCAAACAAGACAUUUCCAGCGUCGAUAGAGUCGAUCACCUUUGGCGCCUAUUUUGAAAAGGAGAUUGCGCCUGGUGACCUGCCCGAGGGUCUCUUGUCGUUGGCACUCGGCUUCAACUUUGACAAACCACUGCCAAAGGGUGUCUUGCCACCCAAUCUACGUGUCUGCGACUUUGACUUUUCCUUUCCAGCCCAUUCCAUCCACUUUCCAGAGUCGGUUAGGUCUCUACGACUAGGACAAAAUCAACGAGCAUUUGAAGAGAAUGAACUCCCACCCAACCUAGAAUCACUCAUCUACUCACGAUACCAUUCCACCAAAGCUAGUUUUAGAUACGGUUCACUCCCUCAAUCACUUCGUAAACUCUCCCUACCCGAUUCCUUCAACACUAUCCUUGACAUUGGUAUCCUUCCACACGGUCUAACUCAUCUAACCUUUGCUGAUAAUCAUAAUUGUGAAAUUUUACCUGAUUCUUUGCCAAGAGGAUUAACACAUUUAAAAUUUGGAAAAUAUUUUAAUCAAAAAUUACCAUCUCAAUUACCAAAUCUAAGAGAAUUAAUUAUGGGAAUGAGUUUUAAUCAAAAGAUUAAAUACCUACCCGAGACAUUAGAGUAUCUAGUGUUUGGCGAUGACUUUAAUCAACCUCUACCAUCACUUCCAAUGUGUUUGAAACGAUUGGAAUUGGGUAGAAAUUUUGCCCAACAAAUCAACUAUCCCCCGCAAUUGGAAUUAUUGCGUUAUGCUUGUCCCUGUCCAUUUGACAGUGAAGAACAAGUAUUACCAAAAACAACAGUCGCCAUAGCAGUCGACAGCCAUGACAUUGAAAAUCCAAGACCAGAUCCAACUUUUAUCAAUGAUUAUAUCAUGUCUUAUGAUUUACCAAUUUCAAAUAAAUCAUUAUAUUAG
Cavenderia fasciculata is the source of this 1473-nucleotide messenger RNA. RefSeq lists its product as uncharacterized. The coding region runs from base 1 to 1473 and encodes 490 amino acids. The record is from RefSeq and is a predicted model, not a curated record. Lineage: Eukaryota; Evosea; Eumycetozoa; Acytosteliales; Cavenderiaceae. The transcript is spliced from 2 exons.